Molecule: messenger RNA, 1329 nt
Organism: Gregarina niphandrodes
Lineage: Eukaryota; Apicomplexa; Conoidasida; Eugregarinorida; Gregarinidae
Exons: 1
Coding region: 1-1329 (442 amino acids)
Biological process (GO): regulation of transcription by RNA polymerase II
Cellular component (GO): chromosome
Molecular function (GO): chromatin insulator sequence binding
Source: RefSeq, a predicted model, not a curated record
AUGUUCAACAAUACCAGUGGUGUUACGGCCACCUCGAUUCAGAGACAUGUAAACAACAUCACUAAAGGACUGACGCCAAGGAUCAAGCAGCUGGCAUCUCUAGACGUACUGAUGCCAAAGGAUACAGAGAUGGAUACGGGUGUGGAAUUGCGGACUGAAGGAACUGACAUCCUCUACGCAAGGCCAGACCAUGACAUCAAGAUACUCAAAGACAAAGGGGAGACCACCCGCGCACUACUAGUACCGAAAUUGCAGCUACCGACAAAGGACAAGGAGACUACCUUUUACAGCCCGCGGGAAGACGGACCGUACGAGGAGACCAGGGAAACUUUCAUGACCACACUGGAGACAUCACCACCCACACCAGGCUUCGGCAAGGACAGGCACCACCCUCAAACGGAUAACAUGAAACUGCGACUGGAUACUAUACAGGAAGUGGAACUAGUUCAACUGGCUUGCCCGUACUGCGGGAUAGUCAAAACCACUAAACAAGCGAUACGAGCGCACUACACUACAGCCCAUCAAGGCUUAUACCGACCUCCUGCUGACGACCCGUGCUACUGCGUGGGCUGUCGAAGGGUAAUGACAAAACCGUACUACAGAGACCACCGCUGCCGGAAUUCAAAACAGGCAGAAUUUGAACGUGCAAGCUGUGUUGGAUGUGGGGUUGAGUACUCCAAUCCACAGUUGUCGGCCCAUCUCAUCCACUGUGUUAAGUACGAGGGCCAGCUAACACCACAGAAGCAGAACACUGGAGCCUUCGAAUUUGCCAAACGACUUAGAGAGAUGCUGAGACCGUCACUAACGAGACCGAAAGCAGCGCCAGAACUACCCACCACUACGGCCGACCCGACACUAAUGCGCGCAAAAAGCAGCUUAAGACCACAUACACCACGAGGCAUGCAGACCUCUAGCGGAGUACAACCACCAACGGUACAAGGCAAGGACCGAACUAACGAGGUAGAGACAAUGAGACGGCAGACGGAAGCGGCGAUCAGGCGAGAACAGUCGAGAUGCGACACCUGUAACAAGGAAUUAAAAUCCUCACAAGCGCUCAGGCGGCAUGAAGCCCUCUACCAUCCAAAUACCGAGCGACCGAAGGGACUACCGGUAUACUGCAUUGGAUGCAACACGACCUUUAAGACAGCAGCCACCUACGUUAAGCACAAAUGCUUAGGAACCCUCGACCAAGAGCUAGCGAAAAAGCAAUGCCCUUUAUGCGACGCCGAUCCUAUAAGCAACCCAGACUACUCUGUACAUAUGCUAAAACACCAAAUCAUCGAGACGGAUGGAAGAACCACGCCCAGAGAUCUAUAUGAUCCACAAUAG